AUGUCUCUCCCCGAACGACCGGGCGCAACGCCCACGUACGAGGAACGGCAUAGCUACCGAACCCAAUCGCGGAGAUCGCGGCCUGCAGACGUCGAGGCUGGAGGAUACGCUCCCCUCGACGGGCAAUCUCACCAUCAACGUGGGCCCUCAGCAUCCUCCUUCGCCGACACAAUUCCGUCUCCUAAUUCAGAAAUAGAACAAACACCUUUGUCGCCGACGUCGCCGCAGACUCCGAGGGGCCCGAGCUCGCCGUCCUUCCAGCGCAAACGAAGCCUCAUCCGCCCCGAACGGAACAGGAUAACGAAAGACCAUCCGAACUACCACUACCGUAAACAUGCCCAAAACAUGGCCACGAUGCCAUCAACAACGGGGAACGACCCGAUAAUUGAGGACAUCGAAGGCACGACCGACCUAUCCGGGGCCGGGUCGAGGAACGACGAUGCCCUCUCCGAUCAGUCCCCGCCCAGGAGACACCGCAGUGAUGACGUCGAGAAGGGUAGAACCCGAAGGAGGACAAACAGCGGGAAGAUCACCAAGGAGAAGCGCAAACAGCAAGAGCAAUUACGCCCGCCGAGUCUAUGGAACAUCUACUGCGCAAUUGUGACCUUCUGGUGCCCUGGCUUCGUGCUUAAGUGCUUCGGAAUGCCCACAAAGGCACAGCAGAGAGCAUGGAGGGAAAAGAUGGGCCUGAUCAGCCUUAUCCUCAUGAUCAUGGCGUUCGUCGGUUUUCUCACCUUCGGCUUUACACAGGUUGUUUGCGGUCGUCCCCCGCUACGGCUACGUGUGAACGAAGUGACUGCUGGUUACAUGAUCUUCCACGGAUCGGCCUAUAAUCUAGCUGGUUCGGGUCACCCUCCUGCUAUGGGGAUUCCCCGCCGCCUCGACGGCAGUGCCGCAAACGUGCUCUACGACCUUCCGGAAAAACAUGGUGGCAAGGACGGCAGCUUUCUGUUCCAAAACGUCAACGGCAAGUGCAAGGGCUUGAUUAAGGCCGCCCCUGGCUCCGACGUGCCGACCGACAGAGACGGUAACCUCGCCUGGUACUUCCCGUGUACGACCUUCAACCAAGAUGGUUCCUCGAAGCCGAACAAGACGAUCCCCUACUAUCUUGGCUACGCGUGUCAUACCACCGCAAAAGCGAGAGACGCCUUCUACUUGAACCUCACGAAUGCUGCCGACGUUUAUUUCACCUGGGAUGAUGUCAAGAACAGCUCGCGGAACCUGAUUGUCUAUUCUGGUAACGUGCUGGAUCUCGACCUUCUGUAUUGGUUCAAUGACACGCAGGUCACAUAUCCCGACCGUUUCAAGGAGCUGAGGAACAGAAACUCGUCUCUCAACAAAGCUGUUCGCGGUCGCGACGUCACGCGCGCUUUCCAGUCGCCCGGUGAUAAGCAGAUGGCGCAGUGCUUCGAGGAGAUCAUCAAGGUUGGCUAUGUUGAUACUGAUACUGUCGGAUGCAUCGCUUCCAAGGUGGUCCUCUACAUCUCGCUCGUUUUGAUUCUGUCCGUUGUCCUUUCGCGUUUCGUGCUCGCUCUCAUAUUCCAGUGGUUUAUUGCUCCGACAUAUGCGGCUGCCAAGACUUCGCAGUCGUCCGACCCUCGCAAGCGCGCCCGGCAGAUCGAAGACUGGUCUGAAGACAUUUAUCGGGCACCGCCCCGGAUGCCUGGUGAUAUCGGCAGCAGCGUCAAUGGGUCGGAUCGCCAUAGUAAGCGCAGCAGCUUCCUGCCGACGACCUCUCGCUUCUCAGCCGUCUACGGCAAUGACCGCGCAAGCCGCAAGUCCGGCGUGCCCACGACCAUGACGACCCAGAACGCGGCCAGCCAGUAUCUGAGCCCCGGUCCCUACCGCCAUGGCAACGACAGCCGGACGAGCUUCCUCCGUUCCGACCCAUAUGCUAGUACCGUCAGCGCUUCGGACGGUCCAGGCCCUGCCGGCUUCAUCCACGAGGCUGUCGUUCCUCAGCCGCCGGCCGACUACAUGCCGUUCGGUUUCCCUCUCGCCCAUGCCAUCUGCCUGGUCACAGCCUACUCGGAAGGUGAACUUGGUCUCCGCACAACCUUGGAUUCGAUUGCCAUGACGGACUACCCCAACAGCCACAAGGUGAUCCUCGUUAUUUGCGACGGUAUCAUCAAGGGCAAGGGUGAGUCCAUGUCGACUCCUGAUAUUGUUUUGGGCAUGCUCAAGGACCAGCUCCUGCCGCCGGAGGAGGUUCAGGCCUACUCGUACGUGGCUGUUGCCAGCGGUGCCAAGCGUCACAACAUGGCCAAGGUCUACGCGGGCUUUUACGACUAUGGCCCGAACUCGCCGAUCCCCGUCGAGAAGCAACAGCGUGUGCCUAUGAUGGUCGUGGUCAAGUGUGGGACUCCCGAGGAAGAGCACGCUGCCAAACCUGGCAACCGUGGCAAGCGUGACAGUCAAAUCAUUCUGAUGUCGUUCCUCCAGAAGGUUAUGUUCGACGAGCGCAUGACGGAACUCGAGUACGAGAUGUUCAAUGGCCUUUGGAGAAUCACGGGCAUCUCCCCUGAUUUCUACGAGAUGGUUCUCAUGGUGGACGCCGACACCAAGGUGUUCCCUGACAGCUUGACGCACAUGAUCUCGGCCAUGGUCAAGGAUCCCGAGAUCAUGGGCCUGUGCGGUGAGACCAAGAUCGCCAACAAACGCGCCAGCUGGGUCUCGGCCAUCCAGGUCUUCGAGUACUUCAUCUCCCAUCACCUGGCCAAGUCCUUCGAGUCCGUCUUCGGUGGUGUCACCUGCCUGCCCGGUUGCUUCUGCAUGUACCGCAUCAAGGCCCCCAAGGGCGCUCAGAACUACUGGGUGCCCAUUCUGGCCAACCCAGACGUCGUCGAGCACUACUCGGAGAACGUGGUGGACACGCUGCACAAGAAGAAUCUUCUGCUGCUUGGUGAGGAUCGUUACCUUUCGACGCUCAUGCUUCGCACUUUCCCCAAGCGCAAGCAGAUCUUCGUGCCGCAAGCCGUGUGCAAGACGACUGUGCCUGAUGAGUUCAGGGUGCUGCUGUCGCAGCGUCGUCGUUGGAUUAACUCGACUAUUCACAACCUUAUGGAACUCAUCCUCGUCAAGGAUCUUUGUGGUACUUUCUGCUUCUCCAUGCAGUUUAUUGUGUUUGUUGAGCUUAUUGGUACCCUGGUUCUGCCCGCUGCCAUCGCGUUCACGUUCUACGUCGGUAAGUACAUGCUUUUUGUCCGGUCCUUGAUUCUACCCAGGUUGCUAAUAACUGAAGUCAUCAUCUCAAUCGUAAACUCCCCGCCGCAAAUUAUCCCUCUCAUCCUGCUCGCUCUGAUCCUCGGUCUGCCGGCUGUUCUUAUCGUAGUCACCGCACAUAGCUGGUCAUAUGUGGUCUGGAUGCUCAUCUACCUGCUCUCACUGCCCAUCUGGAACUUUGUGCUGCCGACGUACGCCUUCUGGAAGUUUGAUGACUUUUCGUGGGGUGAAACGCGCAAGACUGCCGGAGAUACCAAGGGCGGCGGCCACGGUGACGCCGAGGGCGAGUUCGACUCGUCCAAGAUCACGAUGAAGCGCUGGGCCGAGUUUGAGCGCGACCGUCGGCUGCUGGCUCAACAACAACAGCAGGCCGCGCAGAUGCGGCAUAAUAGCUAUAGCCAUGCUAGCCAUUGGGGAUCGAUGGAGAAUGUGAUUGGCGGCCCUGGCGGCGGUAGCCAGGCGCAUCUGAUGGGUGGUCAUGGCCCGUACGACGGCGGGUAUUACUCGGAUGCUUAA
This is a messenger RNA of Thermochaetoides thermophila DSM 1495, 3738 nucleotides long. RefSeq names its product chitin synthase-like protein. Gene Ontology annotation, cellular component: cell periphery; cell septum. The transcript has a single exon. The record is from RefSeq and is a predicted model, not a curated record. Gene Ontology annotation, molecular function: chitin synthase activity. Bases 1 to 3738 code for a protein of 1245 amino acids. NCBI's taxonomy places the organism in Eukaryota, Fungi, Ascomycota, Sordariomycetes, Sordariales, Chaetomiaceae.